Stegostoma tigrinum is the source of this 8084-nucleotide messenger RNA. It is a transcript of the gene ubr3, whose product is annotated as ubiquitin protein ligase E3 component n-recognin 3. The coding region runs from base 67 to 5658 and encodes 1863 amino acids. The record is from RefSeq and is a predicted model, not a curated record. Gene Ontology annotation, cellular component: ubiquitin ligase complex; cytoplasm. Gene Ontology annotation, molecular function: zinc ion binding; ubiquitin protein ligase activity. Lineage: Eukaryota; Metazoa; Chordata; Chondrichthyes; Orectolobiformes; Stegostomatidae. The transcript is spliced from 40 exons. Gene Ontology annotation, biological process: ubiquitin-dependent protein catabolic process via the N-end rule pathway; protein ubiquitination.
GUUGUCGGCAGGCUGCUCCAAGAACAAAAUAAAUAAGCAGGCUCGGCUGGCCGGCUGCGGGCCGCUAUGGCGGCGUCACUGUUGGGCCGGGACAAGAGGACCACAGCCGCCUCGCUGAAGGCUGAGUGCAGCCGGCAGGACAGCAGGGGCGUGCAGCUGCUUGGCGAGCUGCUGGAUAGCGUCCUGAUCCCGGAGAGAGCGGUGGACGAGGCCGAGGUGAUCGAGUGGUGCAAGUGCCUGAUGGCCGGCGGCGAGAGCUUCGAUGAUUUCUGUAAAAUGGUGCGCGGCUAUGACAACGCGACUCUGUGCGGCUUGGUGUGGACAGCCAACUUCGUGGCCUACCGCUGCAGGACGUGCGGGAUCUCACCGUGUAUGUCCCUGUGCGCCGAGUGCUUCAACGCCGGAGAACACACGGGUCACGAUUUCAACAUGUUUCGGAGUCAGGCGGGCGGGGCCUGUGAUUGCGGGGACAGCAGUGUGAUGCGGGAAAGUGGGUUUUGUAAAAGGCAUCGGUUUGCAACAAGUUCAAAUAUUCCUUCUGUUCCUAAUGAACUGAUGAUGAUGUCAGAACAUAUCCUCCCUCGUGUUAUCCUCCAUCUUAUUCAGCAUUUGCGGGACGGCUAUAAUGAACCAGUUUCUGAUCUGGCAACUGAACGAGAUCUCCAGAAGACACUCCAACAGAUGGAACCCCUGAUUUCUCUUCUGGAAGAUCUGACUAAGAUGGGAGGAGCAAUGCGAUCCAUCUUGACCAGAGUCCUUACUAAUCAUCAGAUAUACAAAGACCUUUGCACUGGUGAUUUUUGCACUGGAGAAAAGACAUAUGCAAAGAAGAAUUAUGAAAAAUAUCUGACAGCAUUAAAAGGCUCUGGUCUUGUUUCUUCGGAGGAACGCUCUGUGACAUCUGUAUUGGAUCAAAUGGCAGGAACAAGUAAUGUAACAAUUUUGGGUGCAACAGCAGGAACAGGACAGAUGGAUUCUUCUGAUGAGGAGGAGCAAGAUGGAAGUCAAGGUGUUGGCAAACGGAAGAGGGUUAAACUCUCUAAUAGCACCAAAGAUUCAUCCAUUAUGGAUAUUUUGAAACAUAAAUGCUUUCUAGAAGAGCUAUUGUUUUGGACUGUCAAAUAUGAGUUUCCACAGAAAAUGGUAACCUUUCUGCUAAACAUGCUGCCUGAUCAGAACUAUAAGAUAGCUUUUACUAAAACGUUUGUUCAACAUUAUGCCUUCAUUAUGAAAACUCUGAUUAAGAGCCAUGAAUCAGACACCAUGUCCAAUAGGAUUGUUCAUAUUAGUGUUCAGUUAUUUAGCAAUGAAGAAUUGGCACGGCAGGUGACUGAAGAAUGUCAGCUGCUAGAAAUAAUGGUCACUGUGCUACUUUAUAUGAUGGAAAGUUGCCUUAUCAAAAGUGAGUUGCAAGAUGAGGAAAACAAUUUUCAUGUUGUUGUAAACUGUGGUGAGCCACUCUUGAAGAACAAUACAUACUGGCCUUUGGUUAGUGAUUUUAUAAACAUCCUUUCGCAUCAAAGUGUGGCAAAACGUUUCUUGGAAGAUCAGGGGCUUCUUCAGAUGUGGAUGAAUUUUGUUUCCUUUUUUCAAGGAAUGAAUUUAAACAAACGAGAGUUAAAUGAACACGUAGAAUUUGAGUCUCAAACGUACUAUGCUGCAUUUGCAGCAGAAUUAGAAGCCUGUGCACAACCAAUGUGGGGACUUUUAACACAUUGUAAAAUUAGGGAGACACAGGAAUACACCAGAACUGUGGUCAGAUACUGUCUGGAUGCAUUGCAAGAUUGGUUUGAUGCUAUUAAUUUUGUAGAUGAGCCUGCACCUAACCAGGUUACAUUUCACUUGCCUCUUCAUCGUUACUAUGCUAUGUUUCUGAGCAAGGCUAUCCGAUGUCAGCAAUUGGAUCUUGAUUCACUCCUGCCAGAUCAAGAGAUGCUAAUGAAAAUGAUGGUUCAUCCACUUCAAAUUCAGGCAAGUCUUUCGGAGAUACACAGCAACAUGUGGGUUAGAAAUGGUCUGCAAAUUAAAGGACAGGCUAUGACCUAUGUUCAGUCCCACUUUUGCAACUCUAUGAUUGACCCAGAUAUCUUCCUUCUCCAGAUUUGUGCUUCUAGACUGGAUCCAGAUUAUUUUGUUUCAUCUGUUUUUGAAAGAUUUAAAGUGGUGGAUUUACUGACAAUGGCAUCACAGCAUCAAAAUUCAGCACUUGACACAGAACAUGAAAGGUCUAUGCUUGAAGGAGCUUUAACUUUCCUGGUUAUUUUACUGAGUCUUCGCAUUCAUUUGGGCAUGACAGAUGAUGAGAUCCUGAGGGCUGAAAUGGUAGCACAGCUCUGCAUGAGUGACAGAACACAUAGCACAUUGUUAGACUUGAUCCCUGAAAAUCCCAAUCCAAAGAGUGGGAUUAUUCCAGGUAGCUACUAUUUUGAAACCAUGCUUUCUGCUGUAGCUGAUUUUAAAGCACCAGUCUUUGAACCAGGAGGUUCCAUGCAGCAGGGAAUGUACACACCUAAAGCUGAUGUCUGGAAUCAAGAAUUUGACCCUAUUAUGGUGAUUUUAAGAACUGUAUAUCGCAGAGAUGUGCAGUCUGCAAUGGAUAGAUACAUGGGAUUCCUAAAACAGACUGGAAAAUUCUCUGGUACUCCAUGGCCACCUUAUCGGGAGAGAGCUCCUUUAAAUCCCAGCUACAAAGGUCUACUGCGCAUUUUGCACUGCAAAACUUUGCACAUUGUGCUAUUUACUCUUCUUUACAAGAUAUCGAUGGAUCACCAGAAUAUGUCUGAACAUGUUCUAUGCAUGGUAUUAUACUUGAUUGAACUCGGUCUAGACAACUUAACAGAAGAAACCGCUGAGGAGGAGGAAACGUUUGGUGAGGAGCGAUGUUCUGAUAGUUGGUUUCAUGGAACUAACAUAGCAACAAAUCUGCAUCAUGUCAUUAACUAUGUGCGAGUCAGACUUCCGGAAACAGCACCAGAAGUGACCAGGGAGCCAUCUGCUAGCACGAGCUCAGAUACCUCUCCUUUUGUACAGGGGUCAAGAAGGGCUACUGCUCUCAACAGAGAGAAUUCAAAUACAGCUCAGGUCUUCAGUUUGGUUGCAGAGCGCAGAAGAAAAUUUCAGGAGAUUAUAAAUCGCAACAGUGGUAGUGCAAUUCAGACUGCAGCUGUGAGACCAAAGACAUCAAAGUGGACUGCUCUGAAUUCAACUCCACAACUUACCACAACCAUUUUGGAAGUCAGAGAAAGCAUGCUUUCUUUACUUAUUAAGCUUCAUCAUAAACUCUCAGGAAAACAAAACUCUUAUUAUCCAUUUUGGUUGCAAGAUUCAGAAUCUACAAUCAGCUUGGACCCAAUGCAACAAAUCCAUGGUGAUGGGAUAACAGCAAUAGAAAGAAUUCUAAUAAAAACUGCGGCACGGAGUCGCCAGAACAAAUGUAGCAUUGAGGAGAUCUGUAGGAAGGUGUCACCACCUGUACCUCCCAAGAAGAGUAAUUCAGCAGAUAAGAAAGCUUUGGAUAAAGAAGAAAGACGUCAGAAAGCCAGAGAGAGACAACAGAAGUUGCUUGCUGAAUUUGCUUCAAGACAAAAAAGUUUCAUGGAAACAGCGAUGGAUCUUGAAUCACCUGACGUUGAUGUUGCCAUGGAUGUAGGAUCAUCUGAACAACCAGAUUCAGAAACUAUAUAUGACUGUGUAAUUUGUGGACAAAGUGGCCCAUCAACAGAGGAAAGACCAACAGGAUUAGUGAUUCUAUUGCAGGCUUCUUCAGUCCUUGGGCAUCGUCGUAGAAGCACUGAACCCAAGAAAUUGCCAACCAGUGAUGAAGAGCAAAUUUUCCCUGAGGAUACCUGUGGAACUGCACAUGAUGUCAGGAUCACAGAUUUACAGCAGUACUUCAAGGAUAGUUCUUGCCUGCAGUCAGUCUCCAUCGGUUGGGAGGGUGGUGUGUAUGUUCAAACAUGUGGACACACUUUACAUAUUGACUGUCAUAAAUCUUACAUGGAAUCAUUGCGGAAUGACCAGGUGCUGCAGAGUUUCUCAGUGGAUAAAGGAGAGUUUACAUGCCCCCUCUGUCGACAGUUUGCCAACAGUGUUCUUCCUUGUCAUCCUGAAAAGAUUGAGGAGAGGAGUAUUUGGUCACCUUACAAUAGCAAGAACCUGCUAACUCUCAUCAAGGAAGUGGAAGAACAACAGGAACAGUUGGGAAUGUUCCCAGUAAGCAUUAGCUCAAUAACGAACUUGAGCAAGGAGAUGGAAUCUGUGAUGAAGGACAUCAGGAGUGCAACCCAAAAGAAAUACAUAGAUUAUGGGAAGACUCCCGGCUCACCAGACAAUGACUUUCUCUUCAUGUACUCCGUAGCUAGGCUGAAUUUGGAGCUUGAAUUGGUUCAUCGAGGAGGAAACUUGUGUUUAGGAGGAGCAAGUGCUACUACGAAAAGAUCCUGUUUAAACCAGUUGUUGCAUGUGUUAGCCAUGCAUAUGCGCCUUUUUAGAAUUGAUUCUGCGUAUAAUCCCUGGACACGACUUACACGACUAACACAGGUUUUGGAUUAUGGAAUAUGUGAUGAUGAGAAACCAGAGGUACCAUUAUUGUACCGGGAUGUUUCAUCUCUCUUGCUCAUUCUUGUUUUAACUAUGCCACAAGAAUUACACAAGGAACAUUUUACCUGCAUUGUGAAAGUGCUGUAUAAUUUAUUGUACACACAAGCAGUUGCAACACUUUCAGUUCGAUUCAGCGAAGAGGAAAGAGCAGCUUGGAAGAAUUCUGAAAAGCUCAAGACUGUGUGUAAUUCAGAUAAAUCUUGGCAAGUAUUACUAAGCCACAUCAUCUGUGAACUGUCAAAAGGAAAGCUUUACUGUACCAGUAACACAGAUCAAGUAUCAAUGCUUGGUGCCAAUGUCUGGUCUCCUCAGUCUAUUGAAUACAGCAUCCAGCAGCUCUGUCUGCCUUUCCUCAGGACUACAAGCCUUCUUCAACACCAUCUAUUUGGUGGUGAUCUUCCCAGUUGUCAGCGAACAGAAGAAUUUGGGAUGCUUGCCAGCUAUCUUGGGUUACUGCUGCCCUGUCUUCAGUCAAGUGAUGAGGUCAGUAGUGCCAUCUGCCUCGACUGGCCAAUAGCAGCUCUAGAUCUUGUAUCUCAGUGGUGUUUGGAAGUAACGACUUCUGCAGAAAGUCACUCAGAACAAGUUAUGAAUCUACUUGUUCAGGAUCCACAGUGGUCUUUACCAUGCCUCCUUCAACUACCAGAAAAUUACAAUACCAUAUUUCAGUACUAUCAUCGUAAAGCCUGUGUUCACUGUUCAAAGGUGCCCAAGGAUCCAGCUCUUUGUCUUGUUUGUGGUACAUUUGUGUGCCUCAAAGGCCAAUGCUGUAAACAACAGAGCUAUUGUGAAUGUGUCCUGCAUUCCCAGAACUGUGGAGCAGGAACCGGAAUAUUCCUUCUGAUUAAUGCCUCCGUAAUCAUCAUAAUUCGUGGGCACCGUUUUUGCUUGUGGGGAUCUGUCUACCUUGAUUCUCAUGGUGAAGAGGACAGAGAUUUAAGACGUGGUAAACCACUGUACUUGUGCAGUGAACGCUAUAAAGUUUUGGAGCAACAGUGGGUGACACAUACCUUUGAUCACAUCAAUAAGAGAUGGGGGCCACAUUACAAUGGAUUAUAACUGACUUACAAAUCUUUCCUGAAACAUGGUCAUCGAGAAGCUUUAGUUCAUACUAAUGUUGUGAAAUUUAUUUUUAAAAAUAACCAUUUUAUUACAAAACAAACCACAAGAUCAUUAUUCUGCGAAGGUGCUAUUAAUAUCCAUUUUAUGGCACUCUGUGAAAAAUCCCAGCAAAGCUAAAAGCCUGUCUCUUGCAAUGGGCUAAACUAUCUUCAAUAGACUAAAGAGUGUUUUAUUUAUUAGUCAUAAUAAAGAAAUUGUAGCAAAGUAUGUGUACAAAAAGCACAAUUUGAAUUUGUGUGCUCCUCACUAAAAUAGAUGAAAUGUUUAUAGAAUAUGGCCAAGAUUGAUAUAAUGUGUUAUUUUUGAAAGGUUGGUUGCUAAUUUUGUUUCCUUGGAAAAAGUGCACAUUCAUAGGUGGGUGAAAUCUGGUCCUAUACACUUGAUGGCAGUACACUAUUUAGAAAUUAAUUAUUUGAAGCCUGCUUCAUUUGUUAUUACAUUUUUUUUCUGAUUAGUCUAUGCUGAGUUUUUUUUCUUUGCUUUAAGAGGUUUUGAUUUUUAUCUGGCCAUAGUAAUUUUCAUUAAGUUUACUGUAAUGUGCCCAGUUUAUUUAAAAGGAAUUUACAAAAAAAGGCUUCAAUCUGUAGAAACUUCCUAAUUAAAACAAAAAUAGGCUGUAAAACAUUCAGUCUCAGGAAAUUUUGUUUCUUAUUUUGUUAAAGGUAACUGAGCAAAAGAAAUAUUGGGACUGACUGCUGCUAGUAACAGAACAAAUAUCUUUUUAAUAAAUUGCUUAUUUGGGAGCCUAGCUUUAUGCUUUGCAAUUUAUAAGCACCUUAUGGAGACGGUGUGUUUACCAAGUUUGGUCACCAUUUAAAAAGAAGAAUUUUCUCAUUACAAAUGUGCAACCUUGACCAACUUUAAUCCAAUCAGCAUUCAAAUUGGAUACUGUGGUAUGUUAUGCAAUGAUUAGAAUGAAAAUACACAGGCCCUCCCUAUGGCAAAUUUCUGUUUCAGACAACCACUGUCAGCACUCGGUUUAUUUGUAUUACAAUUAUGCAGUGUAAUUACUACCUUUUUUUAUCUGAUUUACUAAACAGCAGACAUUCAGAUGAUAUGGGAAAUGAACAGUCCUAAUGUAUUCUCGUAACCAAAGUGCAAAUGGGAUUCAAAAUUUAACUGCAAGAAUUUGUGGGCACUUCUUGUAUUUUCUUUUCGUUAUAGAAAUAUCUUCAAUUUAGAAGAUGUGCAAUUUUGUUUCUUGUCUAUUGUUCCCUUUUUUAAAUUCAAUCUUUAGCAAAUAAUAUACAGCUUCUGAUUAAAAUAUAGCAAGACUGGACAAAUCCAAAUUCCAGUACAAAAACUGCAUAAAAUGAGUUUGAUUUUGAUUUUGGUGUUCUGAGGGAAAAAGCAUUUCAGUCAUAUUUAUAUCGAAUGUAAAAGUACACAUACCUGUCAACAAAUGUUUCUGUGUACUAAAUCACAAAAAGGUGAAAUUCUGAAUACAAAUCAUGAAAACUUAAAGAAUUUUAUAAAAUCACAUCUUAAAGGGAGAUAUUAAUUAUAUGCUGCAAUUCAAAACUACAGAAAAGCGACCCAAUAAUAGAUAGGCCCUGUCAGAGUUAUCAUGGACUAGAUUGUGAGAUUGUUUGGAAUGAUUCAUAUUUGUAAACAUUGGGAGCUAUUGAAACUUGAUGUAUAAUGGGUAAUCAGGUAAUUUGUUUAUUUAGAUACAAUUUCUCUUUAAUUAGUAUUUUUAAAAUCCUACAAAAAUUGUGAGUUAAUGCUUAUACAAUAUCUGACGUGCAAGAAUAACUGACAGACAAUAAUAUGUAAUGACAAAUACGUCAAGGAAUCUUUUAAGAAUUUGAAAGGCCCUGAGUGCAGAGCAGAAUGGUAGUUAAACUUUUAUUUCUAAUUGACAGCAUUAAAUAAUUCAACAAUUUAACCAACAGUAUAUGUUUAAAAACCAGACAGCAAUGAGUACAGGUAUAUAAUUGUACCUACUAUGCUGUCAGUAUGGUAUUUAAUUAUGAAUCAUCUUCCAAUAAGUAUACAUGGAGUAUUCCUUUUUGCUCUAACUCUGAAGGAUGAUCAUCGGCUUUCAUUCACUUUUUGUUCCCAUACUAGUGCAGUUUGAUUGCCAGAUAUGCAGAUGAUUUAAAAGUGUACUUGAAUUCAUAUAUGCUGCUGGAUUUUUAUUUUAGUUUUCCUAUGUUUUCCAAGACCCACUAACCAAAUUAAUAUUAUCAAAUAAGUGGUGUGUAAUUUGAGAUAAAAAUUGUGUUCACCAGUGUGUUACCCUGUAUGAAUGAAUGUUAAAUACAGUACAUUACUGUAAAAGCUGAACAUUUUCUGGCAUAUUGAAAACCUUGGGAUUAAUCAAAAUAUGACUGUAAAAUAUGUUAAUAAAGUAUGUAAAU